AUGGUGUAUCAAGGGAAGCCCAGUACUGGAUGUAAAAAUUGCCGAACGCGGCGUAUUAAAUGUGAUGAAACUCGGCCCCACUGCAAAGCAUGCGUGAGAACCGGCCGAGACUGUCCGGGGUAUUUGCAUCCCUUUGAUGUGAUGCUGAGAGAUCAUACCUACUCUUUCACCAAAAAACCAGCGUCAUCCGCGGUGUCCCCGAGCUCGAGUAGCAAAUCCACAUCAAGUAAAGACGAAGAUGCGAACUCAGAAGUAUCAUUGGUGAAAUCGCCCGAGUCUGCAGUAUCAGCGAGAUCCAACAGCUCCUGGCCUGUAUAUCUGCAUCCUCUUGUCGAUCUCUACCAGCCCUUGGAAGACACAGUGAUCCCACUUUUCUUCAACUCUUACCUUUAUCUACCCAAAGACCCCCACAUUCGUAAUGGCUUUAUGGAGAUUUUGCCUGAGAUGUAUUCCAACGCUGCUAUUGGCUCUCCCCUACAUACCAGCACAUUAGCUGUCGCUUAUUUCACUGUGGCAGCUUGGACGGGACAAGACUCAUUAGUUCGUGCUUCGCAACGAUAUUUCACACAAACUUUACCAAAGAUUAGGGAGACCUUACUGUCGAAUGAUGACAACGAAUAUGAUCGCGUUCUGAUGUCAAUUCUUAUGUUGUCACUUUACGAGGAAUUUACGGCCUUGAAAGACUGGGAAAACCCAGUAAAAGCCCAUUUGAAAGGCGCCAUAGCACUGGUCAAUAGUCGGAGACCCGAAAAGGUUCAAGAUAAUUCAUCAUCCACUCUCCAUAAUGCUGUUCAAGCUCAGAUUAUCAAAACUAGCCGUGGCCUGGACACUCCGAUGGUCCCAAUACCUGAAGUCUGGCCACUCGCCCCACCAAAAGCACCUCCCUCUCCUCGCGUCUUUCUUUCCACAGCAGCUUCGGAAAUUGUGAGCCUGCGCAAAUCAUGGGAGAAACUAAAUAUCGAGGAACCCAAUGAGACCGAAAUCACAUCAGUCCUGAACAGAGCAACACAGAUAGACAUUAACCUUACUUCGUGGACAUACUGGAUUCCAGAAAACUGGAAUCCCGUUGCCGCAAGCAUAAUACCUCAAUCUGUCUGUGACGCUGGGCUCUAUCUCCAACACUGCGAUUGCUACUCAGAUAUGUGGAUAGCUUCCACAUGGAAUACCUACCGCGAUUGUCGGAUCCUGGUACAAAGUAUCAUGCUCAACUGUCUCCGUCUAUUGCCCGCCCACGACCCCGAUGGAAUCAAAUCAGCCGCAAUCCAAUCAACUAUCAACAAGAUGGCCGAUGGAAUUUGUGCAUCUGUUCCCUAUUACUUGGGCAGUCAGUUGGAAUCUAUACGUCUAAAACAGGGUCAAGUUACGUACCCCUUUGCGGAGACACGACCAGUUACCACCACACACAAACAGUCGGCCCCCUUGAUGGGUCCUUGGCACAUAAUGCUAUUUUUACGAAAUCUCCUGACUUCGGACCUGCAUUUGCCACCGGAGCAGACCAGUUGGGUGGAAGAGCAGGUCAAUCGAGUUAUGGUCAUUUACUUUCAGCGGUAA
Molecule: messenger RNA, 1551 nt
Organism: Penicillium pulvis
Lineage: Eukaryota; Fungi; Ascomycota; Eurotiomycetes; Eurotiales; Aspergillaceae
Product: Zn(II)2Cys6 transcription factor domain-containing protein
Exons: 4
Coding region: 1-1551 (516 amino acids)
Biological process (GO): regulation of DNA-templated transcription
Molecular function (GO): zinc ion binding; DNA-binding transcription factor activity, RNA polymerase II-specific
Source: RefSeq, a predicted model, not a curated record